Messenger RNA from Ornithorhynchus anatinus (platypus), 2736 nucleotides. RefSeq names its product granulin precursor (gene GRN). Gene Ontology annotation, cellular component: extracellular region. The transcript is spliced from 15 exons. Gene Ontology annotation, biological process: regulation of inflammatory response. The record is from RefSeq and is a predicted model, not a curated record. Lineage: Eukaryota; Metazoa; Chordata; Mammalia; Monotremata; Ornithorhynchidae. The coding region runs from base 116 to 2419 and encodes 767 amino acids.
GGCUUCUGGCCUCCAGCCCGGGGCUCGCGGAGUCGGGGUGCGCUCGGGGUGGGGGGGGCAGAGACACCCAGAGACGGAGAGACGGAGGGAGAGACAGCCCAGGUAACAGUGGACGAUGUGGAAGCUGGUGGCCUGGGGGGCACUGGUGGCGGGCGUGGUAAGGGGGCUGCUAUGUCCCGAUGGGCAGCUGUGCCCGCAGGCCUGCUGUGAACGCCCAGGGGGCACGGGCUACGGCUGCUGUGACCCCGCACGGGACUCGGACCCAUCCCUGCCGUUGGCUCUUGUGGGGGGCUCGUGCGAGGACAGGGCCCCUUGCCCGGCUGGCUUCUCCUGCCUUCACACCCCCUCGGGGGGCACCGGCUGCUGCCCCUAUGCGGAGGCCGUGGCAUGCGGUGACGGGCGGCACUGCUGCCCGCGUGGGUCUCACUGCAGCGCUGACGGACGCUCCUGCUUCCACCUACCGGGCGCCGGCUCUCCCCGCGCUGUGCAGUGUCCAGAUGGCCAGUUUGAGUGCCCCAAUGAUUCCACCUGCUGCCCGAUGCCCAGCGGCUCGUGGGGCUGCUGCCCGCUGCCCCAGGCCACGUGCUGUGAGGACAGAGUUCACUGCUGUCCCCACAGCACCACCUGUGACCUCGCCCACAACCGCUGCCUAGGGCCCAGCGGCCCCCGGCCCCUGGCCCGCAAGACCCCUGCCUACCGGAGGGUCCCCCGGGGAAGGGGGGCAGCUGCGAUCUCUCCUCUGGUCCCAGCCGGGCCUCCCGCUGUGAACGUCGUGUGUCCCGAUGCCCAUUCUCAGUGCUCAGAGAGCACCACCUGCUGCCAGCGGCCCGAUGGUCACUACGGUUGCUGCCCGUUGCCCAACGCCGUCUGCUGCCCCGACCGCAUCCACUGCUGCCCCCAAGGCACCCGCUGCGACCUGCAACAGGGCAAGUGCCUAUCGUCGGAAGGUGCCACCUCCCCGCUCCUGGCCGAGCGGCCCGCUGUCUUCCCGCUCCUGACCGAGCGGCCCGCGGUCCCAGUGCAGGAGGUGAAAUGUGACAACGAGGUCAGCUGUCCAGACAGCUACACCUGCUGCCGUCUCCCCUCGGGGCAGUGGGGCUGCUGCCCGUUCCCUGAGGCCGUCUGCUGCCCCGACCGCCAGCACUGCUGCCCCCACGGCUACACGUGUAACACGGAAAUGAACACGUGUGACCAGGGGGGCCGGGCGUUGCCCUGGUCGGUCAAGACUCCCGCCCGACGGGCCCCCCGCGCCGGGGACGUCCGCUGCGAUGACCACACCAGCUGCCCCGACGGCAAUACCUGCUGCUCGCUGGGCUUCGGCCAGUGGGGCUGCUGUCCGUUCCUUGAGGCCGUGUGCUGCCCUGAUCGCCAGCACUGCUGCCCCCACGGCUACACGUGUAACACGGAACUGAACACGUGUGACAAGGGGGGCCGGGCGUUGCCCUGGUCGGUCAAGACCCCCGCCCGACGGGACCCCCGCAGCGGGGACGUCCGCUGCGAUGACCACACCAGCUGCCCCGACGGCAAUACCUGCUGCCCGCUGGGCUUCGGCCAGUGGGGCUGCUGCCCCUCACCGCAGGCCGUGUGUUGCCCCGACCACGCCCACUGCUGUCCCAACGGCUUCACCUGUACCUCGGAGGGUCAGUGCCAACGGGGGGACCGGACCGUGCCCUGGCUGAAGAAGACCCCUGCCCGACCCGCCCGCCUCAGCCAGGACGUCCAUUGCGAUACCUACUCCGGCUGUCCCUCGGGCCACACCUGCUGCCGCCUGGUAUCGGGCGUUUGGGGCUGCUGCCCCAUCCCAGAGGCCGUGUGCUGCCCCGACCAGGUGCACUGCUGCCCCUCGGGCUUCAGCUGUUCCGGGCAGGGGCAGUGCCACCAGGGUGCCCUCAGGGUCCCCGCUCGGGUGAAGGCUCCGGCCCAGCGGCUGCCCGGGGCGGAGGACAUCCGCUGCGACGACCGGUUCUUCUGUGCCCAGGGCCAGACCUGCUGCCCCUCACAGAGUGGGGGCUGGGCCUGCUGCCAGCUGCCUAAUGCCGUCUGCUGCGAGGACCGGCAGCACUGCUGCCCCUGGGGCUACAGCUGCAACGUGACCGCCCAGACCUGCGACAAGGAGGGGACCGGCCCGGCCCCCGCGGCCUCCGCCGACCGGCCCCUGCUCACGGGCCCGGCCGCCCCCGUGGGCGACGUGCCCUGUGCCCAGGGCCGCUUCUGCCACGACGACCAGACCUGCUGCCCAGACAGCACCGGCGGCUGGGCCUGCUGCCCCUACGCCCAGGGAGUCUGCUGCCAGGACCGGCGCCACUGCUGCCCGCCCGGUUCCCGCUGCACCAAGAGAGGCCUCAAGUGCGGGCGCCGGGCUCUGCGCUGGGACCAGGUCCUGACCCGGGGCCAGGCCCUCCCCCGGCCCCUGCUGUGACGGGCGCUGGUCAGACAGACCGCCUGACAGACUGACAGAUGGGAAGGAGGGAGGGAGGAGCCUCCCACCCGUGAUUCUGCCCACCCAAGCCCCUGCAUCGCCCUCCGUCCCGCCUCCGGCUAGGCCGGUGGCCUGGGCUGGGGGCACCUCGGGAUCCCUGCCGUGCCCGAGGUCAGCCUGCAGUGACCGUGGGGGGAGGGGUGACUUGCCUCCUUGCUCAGGGUCCAUCUCCCCCCAUUCUCCCUCCCUGCCACUCCCAGGCUGGGAGUUCCCACCGCCUUCCCCAAUAAAGUUUGUAGUACGGUUUGUUACACGGA